Messenger RNA from Cuscuta epithymum, 2060 nucleotides. NCBI's taxonomy places the organism in Eukaryota, Viridiplantae, Streptophyta, Magnoliopsida, Solanales, Convolvulaceae. The record is from the annotation of a GenBank genome assembly.
UAUCAUAGUUACACUCAAGGUCCCCCCAAAGCUUCUUCACUUACUCCAAUGGCAGACUCGUCCGAUGUUCCUCCGAAACAAACAACAGACGACCAAACAAGUAAGUACUACAAACACUUCAUGUUCAAACCCAUAGUUGUUGUAGUUUUCCUCGUUUUUCUCCAUCUUUUCCCCUCACAAGCUCCAGAGUUCCUCAACCAAACUCUGGGCAUCAAAAUCUGGGAAGUCCUCCAGCUCAUCUGCGUCGGCAUAGCCGUUUCUUACGGCCUGUUUAGCUGCAAAACUGAUGAAACAGAUAAAGAAAACGAUGGGUCAACAGCAACAAAGACCACGCUUGACAAUGCCCACUCCUAUGUCUCUGGAUUGCUUCAGGUUUCUUCAGUUUUUGAUGAUGAUGAAGAAGAAUCUGAGGGGGCUUCUGUCGUUUUUGAUGAAAAAAUUGACAGAAGCAAUAAGAUAAUUGAUCAGGCUUGGAGAAAUCAGUAUCAUAGAGGUCAACCAAGGGUAGUAAUGGCGGUGAACGAUAAAGCUGCAAGAAUCAGUGAAAAGCCGCUUCUUUUGCCUGUUAGGAGCUUGAAAUCAAGAGUUGAAGAAGAAGAAGAUGAGAUUCUGCAGGAAACAAAUGAUGGGGAAAAAAUGAAGAGCCGGACUUUGCCAUGGAGGUCAAGAUCUGCUGGAAGAACAAUGGAGGGCCCAGAAUUUAAUAAGCAGCCAGAACAGACAAGAUCUUUUAGGUCGCAAUCAUUGACAAGAUCCUCCUCUCCUUCUCCAAACAAGCUUAAACCUUCUCCUCCCCAAUCUACUGAUGAGGAGAUAGCUAGAAAGAAGAAGAUUCCCCCUCCUCCUCCUCCUCCUCCUCCUCCUAAGUCUUCAUCCAUGAAAUCCAACUCAACUGAGGUCAAGAAAGAGGAACCUCCAAGAAGAUCAUAUUCAGUGAGGAAAACCCAAGAAAUUUAUGUUAAUAAUGAAGAAAUUGCAGAAGAAGAAGAGCAAGAAGCUGUUGUUUCUUCAAGAAUUGAAGAGGAUGAUCAUGGUGUCGGAGAGAAUUGCGGUGAUGAUAAUAACAAUAGUGAUACUGAUAACAGUGGGGAUGAAGAAGCACCAGAUGUUGAUAAGAAAGCUGAUGAGUUUAUAGCUAGAUUUAGAGAGCAGAUCAGGCUGCAGAGGAUUGACUCUAUUAGACGAUCUACUUCGGCCGGCCAUGGCGAGUCUGCUAAUAAAACCACAUUGUAAAGGGGGGCUGAUUUCAUCAUUUCUGUUUGUAUUUAUCAUUAUUUUGAAUUCCUUUAUGGUUCCAGUUAAUUGUCAUGUUUUAAGAUUAUAGGAACUACGACUGCUGUAUGGGGACUUAUGGUAUACAGACUAAUGUUUUAAGUCUGAUCGUGUGUAUUAUCUACUACAUACUUUAAACUGAUCUGCUCCCUAGCUCAACUGUUUGGAGCUUUGUGGGAUUAUGGUACUGACUCAUGAGGAUGACUAUCAUUUGUGGGCUACAAAAUCAAACAUGAAGAUUGAAUGGCUUAAAUCAAAAUCUUGAUAUGACUUCAAUCUAGUUACUUUCUUAAUCUAACCAGCCGAACUUCAGCAAGUCUGAGAAGAGGAAAUGCUAGGCAGCAGCUAUGGUGAGCUAGCUAAACUGGGACAGCAAAGGCACUUAAAGAGCCAUAAAAAAUGUCCCGGAUGGAGAAGGCAUCAUAAACAUCAAUGGCGUGGCUAGUACUCAUUCAUUUGUUUGCAUUCUAUGUUCACAUUGUUGUCAUCGUAAAAUGAAAAUGGACACCACAAAACCAGGAUAUACAAGAACUAUUUCUUGAUUUGUUUGUGUCAUCCGUUCAUGCUUAUCUUCUCUGUAUCGUUCCAAUUUUAUCAAAUGUCCUUGAAGGGAUGAGGGGAGUGCAUAUAUAUAAUUUAGGUGUUAUCAUGUUUGUGAAUUGUGAAUGGGUUAUAAUUUGAAUUCGCAAUUGAAGUUUGAUGUAGUGAAGUAGUAGACUGGUAGUGUAUCUGUAUGUUGAUAUUUUGAUGAAGUGUUGGAGAACAUUUCACUUCACUUCAUAAAUGUU